AUGUCCGAACACAAGAAACAAAAAUUAUCUAACGCUUUAGAACAAUUAAAAGCUACUGGUACAGUAGUUGUUGCUGAUACCGGUGAUUAUGAGUCUAUUGCUAAGUUUUCCCCACAGGAUGCUACCACAAACCCAUCAUUAAUUUUGGCUGCUUCCAAAAAAGAAGCCUACCAAAGCUUAAUUAAUGCGGCUGUUCAAUAUGCCAAGGGCAAAAGUGACGAUGUAAGCAAACAAGUUGAAAUUGCUGUUGAUAAAUUAUUGGUUGAAUUCGGUUCUAAAAUUUUAAAAAUUGUCCCAGGUCGUGUUUCUACUGAGGUUGACGCUAGAUUGUCCUUUGACAAAGAAGCCACUAUUAAAAAGGCAUUGGAAAUCAUUCAAUUGUAUAAAGAGGUUGGGAUUUCUAAAGAACGUGUCUUGAUUAAAAUAGCUUCUACUUGGGAAGGUAUCCAAGCUGCCAAAGAAUUAGAAGAAAAGCAUGGUAUUCAUGUUAAUUUAACUUUAUUAUUUUCAUUCUGUCAAGCCGUUGCUGCUGCUGAAGCUAAGGUCACCUUGAUUUCUCCAUUCGUUGGUAGAAUCUUGGAUUGGUACAAGAAGAAUGAUCCUUCUGUCGAUUAUUCUAUUGCUAGUAACGAUCCAGGUGUUAAGAGUGUUCAUGCUAUCUACAACUACUACAAGAAAUUUGAUUACAAAACCAUUGUUAUGGGUGCUUCCUUUAGAAAUGUUGAUGAAAUCAAGAACUUGGCUGGUGUUGACUAUUUAACUAUUUCUCCAGGUUUAUUGGAUCAGUUAUUGAAUGACACUAAAGGUUCUGUUCCAGUUGUUUUAAAACCUGAGUUGGCAAAAGAUGAUGUUUCUAUUAAGAAGACUUCAUUUAUUCAUGAUGAACCAAAAUUCAGAUUUGAAUUAAACGAAGAUGCUAUGGCAACUGAAAAGUUGUCCGAAGGUAUAAGAAAAUUCUCUGCCGAUAUUGUCACACUGUUUGAUUUGAUUGAAAAGAAAGUUAAAGCUUGA
Saccharomycodes ludwigii is the source of this 1011-nucleotide messenger RNA. RefSeq names its product sedoheptulose-7-phosphate:D-glyceraldehyde-3-phosphate transaldolase TAL1 (gene TAL1). Gene Ontology annotation, cellular component: intracellular anatomical structure; cytoplasm. The record is from RefSeq and is a predicted model, not a curated record. The transcript has a single exon. NCBI's taxonomy places the organism in Eukaryota, Fungi, Ascomycota, Saccharomycetes, Saccharomycodales, Saccharomycodaceae. Bases 1 to 1011 code for a protein of 336 amino acids. Gene Ontology annotation, biological process: pentose-phosphate shunt; pentose-phosphate shunt, non-oxidative branch; carbohydrate metabolic process. Gene Ontology annotation, molecular function: transaldolase activity.